CGUAGAUUUCGUAGCAUAGGGUCAAAUCUUCCAAGUACUUUCCAAGCCGGAGACCUCARUGAAAAUGGCCUUUAUUCUGUUACUCGCUUUUGCUGGAACUUUGAAUUUGGCAACGUCGACAUUUACUGUCUCGACAAGCUAUUACUCUGGUCGCGAAGAUCCAGUUUGGAAUAUUACAGAUAAGGACGGCGACUUCGGCAAAAUCAGUGCUCUCUACAAAGAUGCUGUGGAUAAARAUGCUGUUUUUCCUAACAAUUCUAUGCCGUCUCGACUUGGCUAUAGAGGAAUCAUGAUCAGCCAGGAUUACUUGAAAACAUGGUUUGAUCUUGUUGGGAAUAAAUCCUUCGAUCUYCAAGUGGCGAUCGUAAAUAACGGCAUUGCAAGGAAGGAAAUUUCUGAAAUUGUUGGAUCAAUAAUGAUAAGAGCCAUAAUAAACGAAACUGCCAAGCCAGUCGACAGAUCUAAAUCAGCUCAGCUUCAUAAGCGUGCAACGAAUUACCCCGCGGCAAAUAACCAUCGAUGGAGACACUGGGCCGUUCAGUAUUGCAAUAACUGUUAUAACUAUGGAACGAACAUAGAGAAUCCAGUGAUGGAAAGGUUUGCACAACCUGGCUUGUAUGGUGGUAAUAUGUAUCCUAGACCGAUUACACGUGAUGGCGUUCGGGAUGCUGCUGUUCGUGACGGCUUGGUCCUACAGGCUCCUGGUGGUGGUGGAGCAAUCCCCGCACCUCCUCUAAACUCAAACCUUGUUGCACUUGUUGUUGCCCCAGAUACUACAGCUGCGGCGCGUGAUGGUGACUUUCACUGGUAUCGACUGGACUCUGACAAUACGUGGUCUCACAAACCUGGAUCAACACCUGUUACCAACGUUGACGGCUGGGAUGAUCCCAUCGCUGACCCAAGACGUGCGCUUAACAACCCUUUUGGUCCACAAUAUCAGUUUGUUACUUUCAUGAGUGUCAACCCAACGGCACCGACCGUACACAUUUUGGGAUCGGUUAACGUGAUUUGUUUGAUGGUGCCAUGAGGCUGAGUUAUAAUUAGUUAAAAGGAAAUAAAUAAAUAACGAGCAUGCGAAAAAAAA
Messenger RNA from Exaiptasia diaphana, 1084 nucleotides. RefSeq lists its product as uncharacterized. The coding region runs from base 65 to 1027 and encodes 320 amino acids. The transcript has 7 exons. Lineage: Eukaryota; Metazoa; Cnidaria; Anthozoa; Actiniaria; Aiptasiidae. The record is from RefSeq and is a predicted model, not a curated record.